Molecule: messenger RNA, 241 nt
Organism: Paramuricea clavata
Lineage: Eukaryota; Metazoa; Cnidaria; Anthozoa; Malacalcyonacea; Plexauridae
Source: the annotation of a GenBank genome assembly
AUGACAGAAAAGAAAACUUACUGUAUGCCAUGUUGUCAAGCACUUGGCUCAUCAUCAGCUCACGAACCAGAGUCAAGUUGUUUGCUGCUUAAGGAUAGAAGCAGUCUAUUUAAACCAACUGAAGGGGUCAUAACUGUCUGUGAAGAGACUGAAAAAUGUUUCCAACGGAUGAUGAAGGUUGCUGAUGGGAAGCUUCCUCACUGCAAGAGUAUUGUCGAUGCCAUAGCUGUAUAUGUGUUGG